Suillus discolor is the source of this 552-nucleotide messenger RNA. RefSeq lists its product as uncharacterized. Lineage: Eukaryota; Fungi; Basidiomycota; Agaricomycetes; Boletales; Suillaceae. The annotation marks the transcript as partial. The record is from RefSeq and is a predicted model, not a curated record. The transcript has a single exon.
CUCGCAAAUGCUUCCCUGGAUGACCCUGAAUCUGGGCUUGAUGCUGCAACAGUGGAACACAUUCAAAAUCCGCCCCAACACCAACUGUCUCUUGAUGAUGACCCUGAUCUCAAGGCUGCUGUUAAACUCUAUCUUAAAUUGUCACAUGCGGGGAAGGACUACGAAGCAGCGUGUGAGGUUCUGAUGGAAUCCAAAGAUGUCGAUGAUUUCCCGACACUCUACCAAGCCAAACGAGCUGUCGAACAGCUGAGUGGCAUCUCUGGUAUCAUGCACGAUAUGUGCUUCAAUUCGUGUAUUGGUUUCACAGGUCAAUUUGUGCACCUUGAGUCCUGUCCAAUAUGCAGCUCUUUGUGCUAUGAUCAGGUCAUUCUCACACAAAGUAAGGGCAAGAAGAAAGUCGCACGCAAGCACAAAACAAAGGGAGAGCUGUUACUGUCGGUGAAUUUGCUGCAUACUGGGACAAUAUGUUCAAAGAAAUGCGAAAGGUUCACAUAUAUGUUCAUGUUAGCACUGAGUCGCAUUCUCACUUGCCUGGCGGCAGCCAUUUGUUGA